Molecule: messenger RNA, 1573 nt
Organism: Hippopotamus amphibius kiboko
Lineage: Eukaryota; Metazoa; Chordata; Mammalia; Artiodactyla; Hippopotamidae
Product: serpin A3-6-like
Exons: 5
Coding region: 14-1354 (446 amino acids)
Biological process (GO): negative regulation of endopeptidase activity
Molecular function (GO): serine-type endopeptidase inhibitor activity
Source: RefSeq, a predicted model, not a curated record
CUUUGCAGGAUAAAUGGGCAGCAGUUCCCGUGAAAGCCCAGCAUCCUGGACAGGCGGCGGCUCUGGAUCCACCCCCCACAUCCCACUCUCCCAGGCAGAGAUGAGGGCAGAGAGAAUGUCCCCCCUGCUGGCUCUGGGGCUCCUGGUGGCUGGGCUCUGCUCCAGUGUCCACUGCCUCCCAGAGGAUGGGACACAGGAGAAACAGUGCAAAGUGGUGCCUGUGGACGACCACACAUUAGCCUCCAGCAACACUGACUUUGCCUUCAGCCUCUACAAGCAGUUGGCUUUGAAGACCCCCAAUAAGAAUGUCUUCUUCUCCCCACUGAGCAUCUCCAUGGCCUUGGCCUUCCUGUCCCUGGGGGCCCGCGGAUCCACCCUGACGGAGAUCCUGGAAGGCCUCAAGUUCAACCUCACAGAGACCCCCGAGACAAAAAUCCACCAGGGCUUCCAGCACUUCCUGCGGACGCUCAGCCAACCCAGCAACAAGCUGCAGCUGAGCAUGGGCAAUGCCAUGUUCGUCCAGGAGGAUCUAAAGCUGCUGGAAAAGUUCAUAGAAGAUGCUCGGACGCUGUACGCCUCCGAGGCCUUCUCCACCAACUUCCAGGAUCCCGACGCUGCCAAGAAGUUCAUCAAUGAUUAUGUGAAGAAUAAAACCCAGGGGAAAAUUGUGGAGUUGUUUAAACACCUUUCCUCAGACACAGUGAUGGUCCUGGUGAAUUACAUCUACUUUAAAGCCCAGUGGAAGACCCUCUUUGACCCCCAGCAUACGAAGCAGGCAGAGUUCCACGUGAGUGAGAACGAGACGGUGGAGGUGCCCACGAUGAGCAUUGGGGGCCUGAAGACGCCUUACUUCCGGGACGAGCAGCUGGGCUGCACGGUGGUGGAGCUCCUGUACAGCAGCAACGACAGCGCGCUCUUCAUCCUCCCUGACGAGGGCAGAAUGCAGGACCUGGAAGCCAAGCUGCACCCAGAGACGCUGAGGAGGUGGAGAGACUCACUGCAGCCCAGUCAGAUACAUGAACUCUACCUGCCGAAAUUCUCCAUCUCCAGCUACUAUGAGCUGAAAGACAUACUUUCCCAGCUGGGCAUCAGGAAAAUCUUCAUCCCUGGGGCUGACCUGUCUGGAAUCACAGGGACAGACAGCCUGCUGGUUUCCCAGGUGGUCCACAGCGCUGUGCUGGAUGUGGACGAGGAGGGCACGGAAGCAGCUGCUGCCACGGGAAUCAGCUUGGAAAAAACGUCCAUAAGGAGGAUCAUUGUGCGUUUCAACAGGCCCUUCCUGAUUUCAGUAAUUCUCAAAAAGAGCCAGAGCAUCAUCUUUUUGGGCAAAGUCACCAACCCCAGGGAAGAGUAGAGAUCCCCUCUGAGGGGCAGUUCUGUUCACCAAGGAGUUGGCUGCCCAGGUCCCUGGGUGCAGCCUGGCCCCUGUGUACCGAGGAGCCACCUUUCCUGAUGCUACCUUCUCAGCCUUAGGAGGUGACAGUGACCCUGCUGGGGGCUGCACAUGCACAGGGAGUCUGUGCCCUGCUCACCAGGAGGCUCAAAGCCUCCAACAGCAAUAAAGCACCUUGGA